UGUAGGGCGGAGUCAGACACUGCGUAGCUUUUUAAAAAGCGUCUGUCGAAGCUCUUGUAACUUAUUCUUCCAGCACCACUGGGGGGACGCAGACAGAAGAAGGUAAACAGACUCGAGAAAACACAACAGCAGCAGCACCUGGAGUCACUUUCGGCUAUAUACACCUCGACUGCGUGUUGAAAAGACGUGGCCAAGUGUGCGCGCGUGCGCUGCUGCCACUGUAGAAACACUGGCUCUGUUACUUCCGGAGUCGUCAUUUCAUUCAAUCUUCUCUCUCAGAUAACAACAUUGCACUCUGUUUUUUAAAGUCGUACCAGUGCGAAAGGAAUACCAAGUCUAGCCUUAGUAGACGAGAAGCCCGAGACAUCGAACACGAAAUAUCCCCUACGCGAGGGGCAUCGGAUGGAUUGUUUAAACCUAAAUGCUUCAACCAAAUAGAAAUUCCUGUGAGAGAUGGUGGGUGCAUCUGUUCCCCUUUAAAAAGACACCAAAUCAAAGAAUUAAAAGAUUUUUUUUGUUUCUGCAUAAUUUCCAUCUUUCUUCUUAACGUUAUAUGUUAGUAUUAUUUUAAACUCUGCCAGUAAACAUGCCAGCAGCAAUGGAGGUAGCAGACAUUGCAGUUGUUGCACUUUAUUUUAUCCUUGUGCUUGGCAUUGGGUUUUUUGCCAUGUGGAAGUCCAACCGCAGCAGUGUAAGUGGUUACUUCCUGGCUGGACGAACAAUGAACUGGGUGGUGGUCGGAGCAUCACUAUUCGUCAGCAACAUCGGCAGCGAGCACUUUAUCGGCCUAGCUGGCUCGGGAGCGGCGAGUGGUUUUGCUGUAGGCGCCUGGGAGUUCAACGCCAUCUUUCUCCUUCAGCUUCUGGGCUGGGUGUUCAUCCCAGUCUAUAUCCACUCUGGGGUGUACACCAUGCCAGAAUACCUCUCGAAGCGCUAUGGAGGAAAUCGGCUAAAGGUUUACUUUGCUGGUCUUUCCCUUUUGCUGUACAUCUUCACCAAAUUGUCAGUGGACUUGUAUGCAGGAGCUCUCUUCAUCCAGGAGUCCUUAGGCUGGAAUCUCUACCUGUCAGUCAUCCUGCUCAUUGCCAUGACGGCACUGCUGACAGUAACAGGUGGCCUGGUUGCUGUGAUUUACACGGACACUAUUCAGGCCAUACUUAUGAUCACCGGAGCUUUGAGCCUUACAGCCAUUAGCCUGAUCAAGGUGGGCGGACUAGAUGGCGUUCGAGAGAAAUACAUGGAGGCUGUUCCAAAUGUCACUGCCAUUCUUGCCAGGUACAACUAUAGUUUUGAGUACACCAAUUCCUGUCGCAUCCACCCAAAGCCAGAUUCCCUCAAGCUCCUGCGAGGCCCUCUUGAUGAGGACGUCCCCUGGCCUGGGUUCUUGUUGGGCCAGACUCCAGCAUCUAUAUGGUACUGGUGUGCUGACCAGGUCAUAGUACAAAGGGUACUUGCAGCUAAGAACAUCGCCCAUGCAAAGGGCUCCACCCUAAUGGCAGGCAUACUGAAAAUUCUUCCCAUGUUCAUCAUCGUUAUUCCAGGAAUGAUCUCCAGAAUAAUGUUUGCAGAUGAGCUGGCUUGUAUUGGGCCUGAGCACUGCAUGGCAGUGUGCCACAGCCAGGCUGGCUGCUCUAACAUUGCAUACCCUCGACUGGUCAUGAGCGUAAUGCCAGUGGGCUUGCGUGGACUGAUGAUGGCUGUUAUGAUCGCUGCACUCAUGAGUGAUUUGGACUCUAUCUUCAACAGUGCCAGCACCAUAUUCACCCUGGACAUUUACAAGAUGGUGCGUAAGUGUGCCUCCUCCCGAGAGCUGGUUGUCGUGGGCCGAGUCUUUGUGAUCAUCAUGGUAGGCAUCAGCAUUGCUUGGGUGCCAGUUGUCAUUGAGAUGCAAGGUGGACAAAUGUAUUUAUACAUCCAAGAAAUGGCAGGAUACCUCACACCACCCAUUGCUGCUCUCUUUCUGCUUGGCAUCUUCUGGAAGCGUUGCAACGAGACCGGUGCCUUCUGGGGUGGCAUGGCUGGCUUUGUUCUGGGCACCACACGUCUUAUCCUUGGUUUUGUGUAUCGUGAGCCCCGCUGCGAUCAGCCAGAUGAGCGACCAACCUUCAUCACUCAUGUCCACUAUAUGUACAUAGCUGCUGCACUGUUCUGGAUCUCAGGCCUGGUAGCUGUGGUGAUCAGUCUUUGUACUCCUCCUCCGGCCAAGGAGAAGAUUGUGCACACUACCAUGUGGGGACUGUGCAAUAUGAAAAAGCUUCCGGUGACUGAUCGGAAGGAGAUAUACAAGUUGGCCAGUAAGAGUUCUGCCCACUGCAAUGGUAAUGGCACCUGCCAGAAAGACCUGCCUCUGAAUGUCCACAAAGAACAAUGUGUUGAUGGAGCUGAAAUUAAACUCCUCAUGCCUUGCCCUAGUGACCAGGAUCCUACAACACCCAGCACAGAGACACCAACCCCAGUGGAGACCUACAGCAACGGGCAUGCAGAUUUGGUAGGGCGGAAGGAUGAAGGCAAAAGCAAGUCAGGGGCAUUCUUGUGCCUAUUUAAUUGGUUUUGUAAACAUAAGGAAGAGACUGCAGCAUCAGGACCAAAAGGCACUGAAGAAGAUGAACGUAUCAUUCAGGAGAUGCUUUAUGAGCCCCCUAAAAUCAAGAUUUUGCUAAACUUCUGCUUGGUAGUAGUCUGUUCUGUGGGUGUCAUCCUGUUUGUCUACUUCUCCCUGUAACAUGCUGAUCUUUUACUCAUUGGACACAAGUGUGAUCUAUUUAUUACUACCAAAUCUGUCUGGGUUCUGUAAAAACCUCCAUGAAUUUUUAUUUUAUUUUUUUAAAAGCUUUUAGAAGAGGAGCUUUCUGGAUAUUCUGAAAAAGAUUUGUUUCCAUUGUCUUCAAAUCAAAUCACCAAGUGUGUGAAUAUAUCAGUUCCUCCAGGACUUUGCGUUUCUGCGAUCGUAGAAAGUAACGUAAAAUCAAAGAAACGCCGCAAUAUUCCCAAGAGCUUGACCUUUUUCCACGAAGAUUUUCCCGCAGAUUUGGGCCGAGACGUGGCAUGUGACGUCAUCACGACACUCAUUCAGCCAAAGCCCUCUUCAAUUCACGUACGUUUGACCUGAGUACAGCUAAAAUGUCUCGUUUACCAACAAACCUCACUAUGAAAUACCGUGCAAAACAAAUUUCAUGCAAUGCCGUUUCUCCAAUUCAAAUAGUUUUCCAGCAAAAAAAGCAUAAAAAAAAAACUCUGCAAAUUACAUCGCAAUUUUAAAAAAAAUCUGCAGCAAAAUCAAGCAUUUUUGGCUGCAGCAAUCGCAAUAAAACGCCACAGCAUCCUGUAUGGACUGAUAUAUUACAACCAAAAGCACUACUGAUACAGUGGACCUUUUUAUAUUAAUAUGUAAUAACUGUAAAAUAUGUGAAUUCUGCCUUAUUUAUUGUAAGCACUUAUCCUAUUAUCGGACAUGGUGUGGGGGAUGGCUGUGUCUAGUGUGUAUAUACGUUUAUAAUUGCUGUUUGUAUCAUUACAAUGUCAAAUAUUAUUUGAGUCUCACCAGAAGUAGUAAAUUUGCCACCUAUAGUGUCCAAAUAAUUCAAAUGCUGAAACAUUAGUAAAUGUCAUGAAAUUUGAAUUAAAUAGAGGAUUUCCUAGAUUUAGGCCACACAGGAGUAAAGAGGGAAAGUGACGUGUUUUUAUGUUCAAUUAUAUUUUUCAGUGCCGUCGUAAGUGUUGUGAAAUCUACCUAAACAUAACUGUGCGAGUCAUCGUACCUCUAGUGGGCUCCUUUUUAAUUAGGUUUUUUUCCGUUAUAUCACUUAACUCAUCAACCUCUAAGAGCAAUGUUUAGUGCACAUAUGUAUACAAAUGUAUUAUUCACCACCAAAAUGCCUUCUUUUCAAGUAGAAAUCCCUAAUUUGGGGAUUUAUCAAAGUCACGGAUGAAAUUCUGGUGACUCAAAACUUUCACCACUGAAACAUAAAUCGUACAAGCACAGCCUGUUUUCCUGGGGACGUCGAGUAAUCGGCUACCACGGGACAAACACCAGCUAGAAACAUCUGCUUAAAUCACAGUGAAGUAUGUAUAUGAGUAUAUGUUAAGGCAUAUCACUGAUCCCAUGUCAGGUCGACUAAGCUUGGGAUGUCCAAUUUUGAUUGCUGUGCAAAAUAUUUUAGUUCUUCUAGAGGAAGAAUUUCAUUUCGUGGUUGUUGUGGGAACAGGCAUUGUCUUGUUAUACUGAUUUUGAAUACACUGUUUGUGAAAAGAGGAAAUUUGUGGUUGUUGUUCGGUAAAUACAGAUAUGAAGGGUAAUUUUACCAAAUCUGACUGUUUUUGAAGUCAGUAAUUAGUAUCAUAUCACUGAUUAAAACAUUUGCUCUUCAGGUUGUGUUGACUCAAGUUUCAAAACCCUGGAAGGCCAUAGUGUAUGUCAGGAAAGCUAUAAAUUAGUAUUGUGUGUGUGUGUGUGUGUGUGUGUGUGUGUGUGUGUGUGUGCUGAGUAAACAGAUCACAGCUAUAGUUGGAACUCUAUUGUUUAGACAAUAAACACCAGGGCCCAGUUGUUCAAAAAGCUUAAUCUGGAUCAGAAUAAUCCGGAUUUGAAAAUCCCAUGUUUUGCUAUCCAGGAUUAAAUAAUCCAUUUUACUUUUGUGUCGUUUUUUUUUUUUUUCUUUUCAAAGCAACAUUGGAUUAGAUACAAACCUUUCGAGAUGACCAAAUCCGGAUCACUAGUGCUCUAAAUCGGACUUCAGAUGACGAUGUAGUGUACUAGCUACGGGUAGAUUAACAACAGGUAGAUUAGCCAGCAUGGGGUCACUUUAAGUGUUUUUAUUUGAAGAGACAGAAAACAUCCCUUUCCUGCGAACAAACAAAUGACAUUCACAAGUACAUUGUGGAUAUUUUCAACACGUUUUUAAAUCUUAAAAAGUCUGAUAGUUAACCAAAUAAGAACGUUCAGAAUUCUUCGUGUGUGGACAGCAAUAAGAGAUGGAGUUGUUCGAAACUAUUUUGGACUGGUUCGUCUCUGAUGAUUGUUUCAUUGUAAUUAAUAUACAGUGAUAAUUGACAGUUAAAAUUAAAUAUAUUAGUUUUGUUUGUUAUUGACGGCUGUUUGGGGGAUUAUUCAUGAGGACAAAAUAUUAUUUUUCUCUUUUACAUUACUGUACUGAAAGGAUUAAUUGGUAGCCUGAUGUAUACUUUACCUACUUUAUCGGUGUAACGGUUAAACAAAUCAAGUGCAAAAUAUAAAUAAAUGUAUAUACUACAUCAUGUAAACGUUGUAUUAUUUGAUCAAUUUGUUCCUGAAAUCCUCCCCCAAUCCACCCUUCUGCUGCGAUCGGGAUAACCCAGAACAGGUAUCCCAAUCCUACUAAAAAGUUUUGAACACCACAAAGAUUGAUACAGAUCAAAAGCAAGAUUGGAUUACAUGAUCUAAUCUGAUUUCAGAAUCCUUUUUUUUUUUUUUUUUUUUUUUGGAACAACACAUUUUCGAGAUUAAAUCCAAUCCGAUAGCCGCAAUCCGAUCGGAUUACUUCCGAACAACUGGGCCCAUGAUAAACUGAUGCUAGGAAUGAAUGGGGUUCUAGUCUGCUUACACAUGGUGUUACGAGGCCUUCUUCGGUAUUUCCCCCUCGGUUGUUUUUUUAAUAAAUUAAAAGGUUAAAUGUCUGCUAUGUUAGCCGGCACUGAUACAAGUCUAGAAACAGGCACAACUGGAUUAGUUAAGAUUGGGAUUAUUCCUAAUGUUCUGUUCCAGCAGAAAUAAGUAAUGUGAAUGAAUGACAAAAAUAAAAAAUAAACUGUUUUUUUUUCC
Messenger RNA from Ictalurus furcatus (blue catfish), 5797 nucleotides. It is a transcript of the gene slc5a3b, whose product is annotated as solute carrier family 5 member 3b. The transcript is spliced from 2 exons. The record is from RefSeq and is a predicted model, not a curated record. Bases 587 to 2722 code for a protein of 711 amino acids. Gene Ontology annotation, molecular function: D-glucose:sodium symporter activity. Lineage: Eukaryota; Metazoa; Chordata; Actinopteri; Siluriformes; Ictaluridae. Gene Ontology annotation, cellular component: plasma membrane. Gene Ontology annotation, biological process: transmembrane transport; myo-inositol transport; inositol metabolic process.